GUUCUCCUUCGACACUAGCUUCCCAAAUCUCAGAAAAAACAAAAAAGAAAAAUCCCAGAAAAAAAAUGGAGAGGCUGAAGCAGAGACAGAAAAGCGUGAAGAUCUGCUUGUUAAUGAUUCUUCUGGUGAUUUUCAACUUCGUUGGAAGAAUCUCAUCGCUCUCGGUCACUGUAAACGACGUUGAAUGCGUCUAUGAGUACGUCCUCUACGAGGGCGACAACGUCUCUGGAAACUUCGUGGUGGUCGAUCACGACAUCUUCUGGAGCUCUGAUCAUCCCGGCAUAGAUUUUACAGUGACGUCUCCUGCUGGUAAUGAGGUGAAAACCUUGAAGGGAACAUCCGGUGACAAGUUUGAAUUCAAGGCCCCACGAAGUGGAAUGUACAAAUUCUGUUUUCAGAAUCCUUACUCAACACCGGAGACUGUUUCUUUCUACAUACAUGUUGGUCAUAUUCCUAAUGAGCAUGACCUGGCUAAAGACGAACAUUUGAACCCAAUAAAUGUCAAAAUUGCUGAGCUGAGAGAGGCACUGGAUUCUGUUACAGCAGAGCAGAAGUACUUGAAAGCACGUGAUGCUCGGCAUCGUAACACAAAUGAGAGCACAAGAAAGCGCGUUGUAUUCUACACUGUUGGUGAAUAUAUUAUGCUGGCCGUUGCAAGCGCAUUACAAGUAAUCUAUAUACGGCAGCUGUUCAGCAAAUCAGUGGCAUACAACCGAGUUUGAGCCGUGGGAUAUGUUAAUGUCUGCUUAGCUUAGUAUCACGGUGAGGCUUAUAGUUGAGCUCCUUUUCUGUUUCUUGGUAUAUUUAUAUGUGUUGGGUUUAUAUUAGUAACUUGUUGUUUCUCAGCUACAAUGUGACUUUUAAUUUCCCUCAAUUUAUAGGACGGUAAUUUAAUUAGAUAAA
This is a messenger RNA of Carya illinoinensis, 903 nucleotides long. Its product is annotated as transmembrane emp24 domain-containing protein p24beta3-like. The transcript has 4 exons. The record is from RefSeq and is a predicted model, not a curated record. Lineage: Eukaryota; Viridiplantae; Streptophyta; Magnoliopsida; Fagales; Juglandaceae. The coding region runs from base 66 to 722 and encodes 218 amino acids. Gene Ontology annotation, biological process: intracellular protein transport; Golgi organization; endoplasmic reticulum to Golgi vesicle-mediated transport. Gene Ontology annotation, cellular component: endoplasmic reticulum; COPII-coated ER to Golgi transport vesicle; Golgi apparatus.